AGGUAGACGGCACGUUGGGAAAACAUUCUCACAGAGGCCAAAGAGCUCUUCCUACACAGCCAACAGCUCUACACUACAGCCGAAACACAGCAGCCAUGACUGAGAGACGUAUUCCUUUCACCAUGCUCCGCACCCCCAGCUGGGACCCAUUCCGUGACUGGCACCAGAGCCGCAUCUUUGACCAGACCUUCGGUAUGCCUGCCUUUCCCGAAGACUUCAACACAUUCCCCAGCACCCACUGGGCAGGCUACAUGCGGCCCUCUCCCAUGGCCCCAGCCAUGCCCUCCAUGGGCCAGAUGAACACCAUGGGCCAGAUGAACUCCAUGGGCCAGAUGAACUCCAUGGGCCAGAUGAACCCCAUGGGCCAGAUGAGCUCCAUGGGCCAGAUGAUGCCCCAGAACUCCAUGAUGUACCCACCGGCCAUGAUGGCUCAUCAGGCCCGUGCCAUGUCCCGCCAGCAGAGCAGCGGCAUGUCAGAGAUCAAGCACAGCCAGGACAGCUGGAAGGUGUGCCUGGACGUCAACCACUUCUCCCCUGAGGAGCUGGUGGUGAAGACCAAGGAUGGAGUGGUGGAAAUCACUGGCAAGCAUGAGGACAGGAAGGACGAGCAUGGUUUUGUGUCCAGGAGCUUCACCAGGAAAUACACCCUCCCAUCUAAUACUGACGUUGAGAACGUGAACUCCUCCCUGUCUCCUGAGGGGGUGUUGACCGUGGAUGCUCCUCUGAUCAGAUCCAUCGAGGGCUCAGAGACCAAGAUACCUGUCAACGUGGAAAACAAAGGCAUGCUGAAGAAGUAGAAAGAAAAGCAGCACAUAAACACACACUUGAUAUUUUACAAACCGCUUCUAGAAAGGUGUAGCAGCAGAUAAUCACUCUCCAGAAAGCAUGCUUGUUCACACGCCAGAGAGAGGGAAGCGAGGGAUUGCCCUUGCUCUCCUCUCUCCCCUCUGUCUCUGGUAAUGAGCCAACCCCAGCUGAGUGCACUGUGUAAACACAUCUGCCUGCUCUUUUUGCUGUAAUUACACUCUUCAUCUGAAAUCUCAGCUUAGCCCCGCUAGCAGCUUUCUCUCUCCCUCAAUUACACACAUACACCAUUCUAAUUUCUGAGUUAAUCAGCUUCAUAAAACCUCAACAGACACACCAAAGACAACAGUAAAGCGGACUGCAGUAGCAGUUAUUUUGUAAAUCUAAUAACAAAGAUCCCAGGAGAGCAUGCAUGCCACCAGUCUGAGUGUAGAACGGUGAUUGUUGGAGUAAACACUGUCAACUGAACUGGAAUUGUACUGCAUGCAAACGUGGAAUAAAGGAAACAAAAAAUAUA
Molecule: messenger RNA, 1321 nt
Organism: Trematomus bernacchii (emerald rockcod)
Lineage: Eukaryota; Metazoa; Chordata; Actinopteri; Perciformes; Nototheniidae
Gene: hspb1
Product: heat shock protein, alpha-crystallin-related, 1
Exons: 3
Coding region: 96-797 (233 amino acids)
Biological process (GO): protein refolding; response to heat
Molecular function (GO): protein folding chaperone
Source: RefSeq, a predicted model, not a curated record